Messenger RNA from Rhodofomes roseus, 1866 nucleotides. Its product is annotated as Pescadillo N-terminus-domain-containing protein. The coding region runs from base 1 to 1866 and encodes 621 amino acids. Gene Ontology annotation, cellular component: nucleolus; PeBoW complex. The transcript is spliced from 5 exons. Gene Ontology annotation, molecular function: RNA binding. Gene Ontology annotation, biological process: maturation of LSU-rRNA from tricistronic rRNA transcript (SSU-rRNA, 5.8S rRNA, LSU-rRNA); ribosome biogenesis. The record is from RefSeq and is a predicted model, not a curated record. Lineage: Eukaryota; Fungi; Basidiomycota; Agaricomycetes; Polyporales; Fomitopsidaceae.
AUGGGUCGUUUGAAGCAGAAGGGAAAAGCUGGCGCCGCAAAGGCCUAUGUUACCCGUUCUGCGGCCGUCAAGAAGCUGCAGUGCUCUCUAGCGGAUUUCCGGAGGUUGUGUAUCCUCAAGGGUAUAUUCCCUCGGGAGCCACGUAACAAGAAGAAGGCGAACAAGGGCUCAUCGGCACCGACGUCGUUCUACUAUGCGAAGGAUAUCGCUUACCUCGCACAUGAGCCCGUGCUGAAGAAGCUCAGGGAGCACAAGGCCUUUGCCAAGAAGCUUUCUCGUGCUCUCGGUAGGGGCGAAUGGAGCAGUGCGCAGAGCCUGGAGGAGAACAAGCCUGUCUAUCGUCUGGAUCACAUCAUUAAGGAGAGGUAUCCAACGUUCAUCGACGCCGUCAGAGACAUCGACGAUGCUUUGUGCAUGAUCUUUCUCUUCGCAUCCCUCCCCUCAAACGCUCGAGUUGCCCCGUCUCUGAUUGAGAACUGCUCUCGGCUUGCUUCCGAGUGGCAGCUCUACGUCAUGCACACUCGCGCUUUGCGGAAGGUGUUCUUGUCAAUCAAGGGUGUCUACUACCAAGCCGAAGUCAUGGACCAAACGGUGACCUGGCUCGUGCCAUAUCAAUUCACCCAGAGCAUACCUGUAGACGUCGAUGUCCGUGUCAUGCUCACCUUCCUGGAGCUUUAUCAGACUCUCGUAGGCUUCGUGUUCUUCAAGUUGUACACGGACGCUGGUCUCGUCUACCCACCUCCCCAGGACACCGACAAAGACGAGUCAGGAGCAGGUGUCGGAGCAUUCCGUCUACAGGAGUCCACAUCCCAGUCCUCUUCCGCCCCGAGAGCGAAGGAGGUAGAAGUCAAUGGCAAGCGUGUCUCAACAAAAGACGUCAGGCAGACGAUCAAGAGCAUUGCGGCUUCUGCGCAUGGCGAGGCCGAGGCCGACUUGCCUGCUGCGGACUCGACUGUAGCCGAAGAGGACGACGAAGAGUUCGUGCAACAUCCCUCCACGUCAAAUCCCGAUGAGACGACCUCGUUGCCGACGCUACGCAGUCUAGCCGCCAUUCCCCAGUCUACCACAUCAAAACUGUUCGCGCCGUACACAUUCUGGCUGUCACGCGAGUCAUCUCGCCCAAUAUUUGAGUUCAUCGUGCGCUCUUAUGGCGGUCGAAUCGGCUGGCCUGAGUCGUCAGGGAGUGGCUCUCCUAUCGACGAGACGGACGAGACGAUCACGCAUGUCAUCAUCGAUAGGCCUGUCGUAGAAAGGCCGGAUGAGACGGAAGAGGAGAAGGAGCGGCGACGGCGGAGAAAGUAUGUCCAGCCGCAAUGGGUUGUGGACUGUAUCAAUGCCGGGAGGAUUCUCCUAGAGGAGUCGUAUCUGCAGGGCAAGACGCUUCCUCCUCAUCUCAGUCCGUUCGGGGACUACGUCGGCGCGUACGAUCCCACUGCUGGCACCACAGGUGAGGACGCGGAGAUGGAGGAAGACGAGGAGGAUGUCGAGGAGGAUGCUGUGAUGGAAGGCGAGGAUGAUGAAACUGCCGAGACUGUACGACCCGAGACGGCAGCUCUGAAGGCGGCAGCAGAGGCAGAGGACGAGGCAGCGUUGCGCGCCGCAGAGCUCCAAGCGGAGGCCGCAGGCGUGGACUACGGCACCUUCGAGAAGGAGGCGAAGAAGGCGGCGAAGAAGGCGGCUAAGACGCCUGCGAAAGCAGAUGGCGAAGCCGAACAGGAGAUGAACAAGAUGAUGAUGAGCAACAAGCAGCGCAAGCUAUACGAACGUAUGAAGUACGGUGAGAAAAAGCGCUCGACAGAGAAACAAAAUCUGGAGCAGAAGAAGCGUGUCAUAGAAAAGGAGAAGCGCAAGCGAUCCAAACCAUAG